Cicer arietinum (chickpea) is the source of this 1777-nucleotide messenger RNA. RefSeq names its product transcription factor TCP21-like. NCBI's taxonomy places the organism in Eukaryota, Viridiplantae, Streptophyta, Magnoliopsida, Fabales, Fabaceae. Gene Ontology annotation, biological process: regulation of circadian rhythm. Gene Ontology annotation, molecular function: sequence-specific DNA binding; DNA-binding transcription factor activity. The record is from RefSeq and is a predicted model, not a curated record. Gene Ontology annotation, cellular component: nucleus.
AGAGGGGUGUGAGCUGUGUAAUACAAGUACUGGGACCCACCACCCAUGUGCCUUCUUCCUAUCUCCACCUUCUCCUGUUUCCAACUCAAUCAUUACAUUACACUACGCACACUUCUCCUCCUUCUACCUUCUCCUCUCUCUUUCUCUUUUUCACUUCAUUUUUCCAAUUUCACCAAUUAAUCAAAACCCAAAACCCCUCAUUCCCAUUCUCCACUCUCAACUCUCCACAAUCCAAUUAAAAAAGAAUAAACUCUAACUAUUACAAACCCCAAUUUAUUUCAUGUCUAACUGCAAGGAAACAACUAACGCCGUAACCGUCACUAACGGCACAACAACAGACUCUCAAAAGACCAUCGCCGUUAAAAAACCGCCGUCAAAAGACCGUCACAGCAAAGUAGACGGACGUGGAAGAAGAAUACGUAUGCCAAUUAUUUGCGCCGCACGUGUUUUCCAGUUAACACGUGAGCUCGGUCACAAAUCCGACGGUCAAACCAUCGAAUGGCUUCUCCGACAGGCGGAACCCUCCAUCAUCGCUGCCACCGGCACCGGAACUACUCCCGCUUCAUUUUCAUCUCUCUCUGAACACAAACCUUUUCACCCUCCUUCUCCUUUCAUUCUCGGAAAACGGUUACGUUCUGAACAAGAUGACGCCGUUUCCGUUGCUGCACCUACCGCUCCACCGGCUCUUUGGGCGCUUCCGUCAAGGCCUGACUUCGCUCAACUUUGGAGCUUCGCCGCCGCCGCAGCACAACCUCCGUCGGAAGUUCUUUCCAUUUCUCCGCAACAGCAACAGCAUAAUUCGUUGUUUCAUCAUCAACAGCAGCAGCAACAACAACAUCAAGCUUCCAUGGGAGAAGCUUCGGCGGCGAGGUUAGGGAAUUACCUUCCUGGACAUCUUAAUUUGCUCGCUUCAUUGUCCGGUAACGGAAAUUCCGGUCGGGGAGACGACGAACAUCAUUGAUUGGAGCUUCAUUGAUUGGAACUUCAUUGUUGAAGCUCUUAGUAUAUAUUUAUAUAUAUUAUGAUGUGUGUGUUUUAAUUUUAUGGCUAUUGUUUUGUGAUUUUUGCUUGUUGUGUGUGGACAAUUAGAAGAUUCUUAGUCAAAUUUUAGGGUUAGGUUAUUGUUUAUUUUGGAAUUGAGAUGUCCUAGAAUUGAGGAACUCAAUUAGGGUUUUCCUAGGUGGGAAAACUGAUUAGGUUUUUAGAAGAGGAUGAUGAUGAAUUACUUUGUUUAGAUUAUUGAGUUCUUUGGUGGAGGAAAAUUGAAGCAUGGAAUGGAUUGGUGUGAUUAUGAUAUGAAUCAUGAAUAACACUAGUGAUUGAAGCUUGAUUGGUAUGCAAAAGCAAGUGUAAUGGAACAGAAUGAAAUGGAAUGUGAAGAGUGAGAGAGUGUUUCAAGUUGAAUGAAGAUGAGUUGCUGCUUCGGUUUCGUUUUCAUGAAUUUCAUGCUUUGUGGCUGCCGAUUGAGCAUUAUAAUUAUUGAGGUCAGUUUAAAGUGGCCAUGGUAAGCAUUUGGCAUAGCUGCUGGUGAGCUUUUCUUUUUUUUGUCCUUCAUUUUCACCUUUUUUGGUGUCCUUAGUUGUUUGAGAGAGGACUAGUAUCCGAAAGACGGACUACCAGUUCUACUCUGUAAGAUCUCUGUUUUGAGAUUUUUAUCUGCAAUUCUUAUCCAUUUGUUAGAUUGAUCAGUGUUAGUGACUGAGAAUAAUGUGUUUGUAACUUGAUUGUUGUGGGGUGCUACUGAAGUGAAUAAAAAACCCAUUUGUUUCUUUCUUUA